Molecule: messenger RNA, 482 nt
Organism: Camellia sinensis
Lineage: Eukaryota; Viridiplantae; Streptophyta; Magnoliopsida; Ericales; Theaceae
Source: RefSeq, a predicted model, not a curated record
CUGGUCAGCGGUAUUGUCCACCCAUGGAAGUCUUUAAGAGUUGCUGCAGAGAAGUUAAAAAAGGUUGUGUGAGACCAAACAGCUCCCGGUAUUAUCUCUCUUUUGUUGAUCAAUGUGGAGAGGGGAAUCGAUCAGAACCAGUAGAACCUCAUCUGGUAGUCCAAAUGGGCACAGAGAGUUCUGUACUGUACCAGAAAACCUGCCUCGACUAUUGUUUUGAAAAACCAAUAAAGGUGCCUUACAUCACUACUGCUUUGAUGGAUGCGAAGCUUGGCACGGAAGGGCGCAAGGAUCUUUUUGAUUGGCUAUCAAGGCAACUUAGUGGAUUAAGCAAUUUUCCUGAUGCUGUAAAUCUGAAUUAUGUAUUGUUUCAAAUUGUUAUGCUAGAUGGAUGUGACUUGUGAAUGAAAACUUAGAAUAGUUGUAUUGUGUCGAAUGUUAAUGAUUCAGUUAAUUUGAAUGAUACUUUAAAAUUAUAGGUU